GUAACUAACAUUUCUGAAAACUGUCAAAAUAUUUUUAUUUUUAAUAAGUAAAUUGAGAUUUUAAUACAAGGUAUAUACAAAAUGGGUAUUUGCGAUUGCUUUGAAAAUAUCAGCAUGCCUCCUUGUGUGUGGUUUGAAGGAGGAGACAAAAGGAAUGCAUAUGCCUCUAUGUUAGCAGGAUUUUUAUUUUUCGUAGGAUGGUGGGUGAUUAUUGACGCUGCAAGUGGCCACAAUACUGUUUUACCAGGAUACCACAUGUGCGGUGUUGUCGGCACUUUGUCUUUGAUUAUGGUUAAUUCAAUUUCUAAUGCUCAGAUGAGAGGAGAUGCAUAUGAAGGAGGCUGUAUGGGGCCCCGUGGUGCUAGGAUUUGGUUGUUUUUAGGUUUUGUCAUGGGAUUUGCAUCCGUGAUUGCCUCUUGUGGAAUAUUGUUCUCCGAUUACAUGAAAGAAGGAAAUCGUUGGCCAGGUGUAGCUCUGUUCUUACAAAACGCGUUGAUAUUAAUUGCUUCUAUUAUUUACAAAUUUGGAAGAUCCGAGGACUUAUGGGGAUAAAGGGACUAUCUCAAUAAUGGAAUUGUUCCAUAAUAAAUAAUUCCUCUUUAAAAUUAAGUUACUAAUACUUCUGUUCAGAAUAGUAAUUUCCAAUAUUCCAAAAUCUACGAUAUAUAUUUUUAAAAAUAUAAAAAUUAAAAUUUAGUAAUAAAUGUUUCCUAGUAGAUGAAUAUUUUUCAUGAUGCAUUUGGACUUAAGAGGACAAAAAAGUGUAUGCAACUAUUUUUUAUUAUAGUUAUAUUUAUUUUAGUUUGUAGUAUAUGGAACUAAUUUUAAAUGAAAUAAUUUUUAGA
Molecule: messenger RNA, 845 nt
Organism: Anoplophora glabripennis (Asian longhorned beetle)
Lineage: Eukaryota; Metazoa; Arthropoda; Insecta; Coleoptera; Cerambycidae
Product: transmembrane protein 50B
Exons: 4
Coding region: 82-552 (156 amino acids)
Biological process (GO): protein targeting to vacuole; late endosome to vacuole transport via multivesicular body sorting pathway
Source: RefSeq, a predicted model, not a curated record